This is a messenger RNA of Globicephala melas (long-finned pilot whale), 2059 nucleotides long. It is a transcript of the gene H2AC25, whose product is annotated as H2A clustered histone 25. The record is from RefSeq and is a predicted model, not a curated record. Gene Ontology annotation, biological process: heterochromatin formation. Gene Ontology annotation, cellular component: nucleosome; chromatin. Lineage: Eukaryota; Metazoa; Chordata; Mammalia; Artiodactyla; Delphinidae. Gene Ontology annotation, molecular function: structural constituent of chromatin; DNA binding; protein heterodimerization activity.
UUUCUCUGCUUUCUUCUUUCCCCGCGCCUGAUUGGGAGAUGUCCGGCCGAGGCAAACAGGGAGGCAAGGCGCGCGCGAAAGCGAAGUCGCGCUCGUCGCGCGCGGGCCUGCAGUUUCCUGUCGGCCGAGUGCACCGGCUGCUCCGGAAAGGUAACUACUCUGAGCGUGUGGGUGCUGGUGCGCCUGUGUAUCUAGCAGCCGUGCUGGAGUACCUGACGGCUGAGAUCUUGGAGCUGGCGGGUAACGCGGCGCGCGACAACAAGAAGACUCGCAUUAUCCCGCGCCACCUGCAGUUGGCUAUCCGCAACGACGAAGAGCUCAACAAGCUGUUGGGCCGCGUGACCAUCGCGCAGGGCGGCGUCCUGCCCAACAUCCAGGCCGUGUUGCUGCCCAAGAAGACGGAGAGCCACCACAAGGCCAAGGGCAAGUGAGGCCGCGGAGGCGGGCCGGAAACGGCUGUGCGCCCCGGGGGCCCCGUGACACCAAAGGCUCUUUUCAGAGCCACCCAUAUCUUCUAGAAAAGAGCCGCACUGGUCGAGGGCUGUGUCCUUUUGAGCGCGUUCCUGUGCGAACCUGCGCAAGGCAGGGCUUGCGAGAAACCGACCCCGAGGCAUGAUUUGGGUGCGCCUAGGCGCACAGUGGGCUCAGUGUUCAUUUUGUGCGGGGAAUGGCGUCUGACACGCGGCCGUUUUGAGUUUUGCCACCAUCAAAUUCAUGGGGUUUCAAUCCCACUCAUCCUGAAGGUGUCUUUGUUAUUACUGGUGACAAGCUACUUUGGUUCCGGAAAGUGUCAUCACUCUGAAAUUUAGACACCAAAUACGUAGCUGUUUUAUCCCAGGGAAAAUCUGGUAGAUUGAUCUGGUAUUGAAAGUGUUUAACCUUGAAAGAAACUUUACCACUUGAGGUUCUGAUAGGUAAACAUGAUUUCCAUUUUAAAAUGUAUGAGUGCAUGACUUAGUUUUUUAGAGAACAUGCGAUCAGAAUUGUAUAACGUACUGGGAAUUCUAAGGUCUUGGGAAGGGUUUGUCAGCAUUUGAAAAUGUCAAAUUAUAUUUCGAAAGUAGGUUUAAGUUUUUAAAGGAAAUCUCAUGGUAAAUAGAAUAAUUUAAAAGAAUUUCAAUUGUUAAAUUUGGGUUGGUCAAACGUUAAUCAGAGAUCCCCUUAAACUGAUCACUAAAGUCAAUAAAAUAAUUUGUACCUUGAGUUUGAUGAGGAAAAUUACGUUUGUGAAUAUAGUAAAUUUAAAGUGGACAUUGUUAGGACCAGAUUAAGUAAUAUAUAUGUGGAUAUUUCAGAAGAUGACUUCCUGAAUUCCACAUUCUGUUAUAAAUAGGGGUUGUAGUGUCCCAGAGAUGCUCCUGCAAAGUCAACUGAGAAAUGAGAAUGUUAAUGGCACCUACUUCAUGGAGUGAAGGGAUUAAAUGAGUUCAUCUAUACUAAUCCCCUUGUUUAAAAAUCUCUAGCACAGUAUAAGAGCUCAGUAAAUGUCUAUUCCUGCUGUCAUUAUCCUUAGUGAUUCCAUUCAUUUUUUUAUUUUAACAAUAAAUACAGGCCAGUAAAAUAAUUUAGGAAUAUUAUACAAUAGAUAGUUAUCUUACUAAAAUUAGAUGUACUCAAACCAGGGCUCCCUAGGCACUAUCUGGAGCUAACCACAUAUCUGCUAGUCUUUAGAAAAUAUCCUAGCACUAUGAGACUAUUCGCACCAAAAAUUGAUAGGAACUAUCAGUGUGGAUGGAAAAAACACCAGACUCCCCUGCAGUGUAGGUAGAGAUAGCAGGACCCACAUUACCCAGUGGGACCCAUUUCAGUGAAACAAAUUGCAAGGAAUUAUGGAAGAGAUUAUGGAGCCUUCUGGAGAGGUAUACAUUAUGUUUCCAGUGACAGCCUUCAAUUCUAGCUUAAAUUUGAUUUUUGCGUUGAUAUUCAUGUAGGUCGUUGUAUAUCUUCAACCCCUUCCGCGGUAUUUAAGAAAGAAAAGUUUCUCAGGAGCAGGGAGCUUGGGUUUUCCAAGUAUCAUCGUGGAGCUCCAGAUUUUAAUUUCCUAAAGUGGAGUGUUAAG